AUUCUAGUCCGCGGUGUAAUUUAAGCGCAUGCGCAGUGUGUCACGGAACGAGCCAACGGACGAAGUUGGAAACAAGACUGUUUGUUAAUCCUGAUUUUUUACAGUAAGCAAUGGAUCUCGUCCCGUCUCUGUCCUCACUGCGGCUCCUGGUUUCUCCUCUGCGUCUCACGUCCGCCUUCAUGUGGCAGAUUGUCCAGGAUCAGAACGUGGAGCAGUUUGGAAAACUGGAAGAGUUUGUUUCGGUGAUGACCAACUUAGUGCCAGAACUCCUAAGCAGGAGGCAGAGGGCCACACUGAUAGUGGGAUUACGAGCAAAGAUGAUUCUUGAGAUGUGUCGAGGCGAGCUUCCAGCAGACCUUCACACUGUCAAAUCACACAUUCACCAAAUCCAGACUACCGAUUUACUGAAGGUGAGCGACACAGACAUGGAGAGCUUACAGGACAGCGUACUUCAACUCGUCCUCAGCUUGCUAGAGGACGCCAUGAAGCGAGAAUACUUCUUUCAGGAAGUAUUUCCAGUGGAGUACGGUCCUGACUUUGACAAAGCGCUGCAAGUCCUCGUUGGCUUUUUUCUCUCCAGAUUGGAGCAACUCCUGCCUGUACCAAACUUCAAACAGCUCUCAUUGUUGCUCAGCUGCCGUCCUGGUGAGCUGGAUGGGUAUGUGGACUCGGUUUGCAAGUCGCACAGUUUGCUGUCCUUGCUGCAAUCAGAUAUAUGUGGCACUCUGGAAAAAAACGUUCUUCCAUCAAUCGUGGAGGAUCGAAUAGUCUCCUCAUUGUCACUGCCUCCUGUUGGCGACUCGGUCCUUGUAAAUCAGCAGAACGAUGCCACGCUACUUCUAGAGGAGCCGAAAAACCUACUAAAACAGACUGUAGACAAGGAGACACUGGCAGGUGAUCCAGAUGUCCGAAAUGAGGGAUCUAGCUCCAACAGCGAAUCAUCCUUCAGAGACAGCGAUGGAGAAAAGGAAACAAAUGCUGAUAAACUGCAAGAGUGUGACUCCAAAGAGCCAGACCUGCUGUCGUCCACCAAUGAUGCUCACACAGGAGAUCUCAUUUUUUCGGCAGCAGCACCUCCUCAGCGCCCCGACAGUUUCACCAACUCCCCGUCCAAAGGCUUCCACUACGCCGGCAGGACCGUACACCGCUGUCAACAGUGCACUAAAUACUUCAUCUACCGCUCUGACCUCGUGAAGCACCAGGAGACGCACACCAAGCCAGGGGCGCACGAGUGUCUGCAGUGUGGGCAGGAUUUUGAGGAUUCGACUCAGCUGGCGGCGCACAGGAUCUCCAGCUGCAACACCAGAGUGUUCAAGUGCGUCAAAUGCAGAGCUCACUUCCGAUCCCUCAGGACCCUGUACAAACACAACCGAAUGCACAAAGAGAAGACCACACACAAAUGCCCUGAGUGCGGGCGCACGUUCACAAGCCUCUCCCAGUUAGUCAGCCACCGGCGCGGACACCGAACUCCUUCCAUCAAACGGAACUACACCUGCAAACAAUGCAACGAGACGUUCGGCUCGUAUAGAGCGAGUCUGAUCCACCAGAAGAUCCAUAAAGCGGACGCAGCGCGUCCGUCCAAAUCGGAUCGACAGCCAGGAAAGUGUCGCUUCUGCGACUUGACGUUCAACAUAGACAGCGAGUUAAGAAGCCACCUGAAGACGCACGCCGAGUUCAGACCGUAUAUCUGCGACCAGUGUGGGAAGUGCUUCUCUGCGAACAGCAGUCUGCUAGCUCACCUCUCCAACCACACCGGAGAAAAGCCCCUCCUCUGCUCGCAGUGCGGCAAACGCUUCUACAGCAAGAUCCAGCUCAAGUCCCACAUGAGGUGUCAUUCUGGAGAGCGUCCGCACAUCUGCCCCUACUGCGAGAAGCAGUUUUCACUGUCAGGGAACUUGAAGAUCCACAUCCGCAUCCACACCGGCGAGAAGCCGUACGUGUGCCAUCAGUGCGGGAAGGGUUUCGUGUCCGCCGGCUGUCUGCAGGUGCACCUGCGCUCGCACACCGGAGAGAAGCCGUACCAGUGUAAAAUCUGCGGGAAGAAGUUCGUUGUUUCCAGCCACCUGACGGCGCACAUGUGCUUUCACACCGGCGAGCGUCCGCAUUGCUGCAUGCAGUGCGGGAAACGCUUCAUCCGCCGCUACGACUUGAGCAAGCACAUGUACACUCACAUCGGGAAGAGGCCGUUCCCCUGCCCCAUGUGCCCCAAGGCGUAUACCUGCCGCACGCACUUGAACAGGCACAUGAAGAGCCACAGCGUUUGAUUAGCAUUAGCAUCAUUACCCUGCUGAAAAAUCCAGCUUAAACCAGCCUAGGCUGGUUGGCUGGUUUUAGCUGGUCAACCAGGCUGGUUUUAGAGGGGUUUUGGCCAUUUCCGUUUCCAGCCAUUUCUAGCCUGGUCUUAGCUGGUCAGGUUGGGAGUUGACCAGCUAAAACCAGCUUGACCAGCCUAGCCAGGCUGGGAGCCCAGCCAAAACCAGCUAUGUCCAGCUUAAACCAGGCUGGUCAAGCUGGUUUUAGCUGGAUUUAGCUGGUCAUUUUCCAGCCUGACCAGCUAAGACCUGAAAAUGGCUGGAAACCAGCCUGGAAGUGGCCAAAACCCCUCUAAAACCAGCCAACCAGCCUAGGCUGGUUUAAGCUGGAUUUUUCAGCAGGGUAUAUACAUGUUUUUUAUCGUUCUGUCAUCCCGAGUGCCUUGUAAGAAGCGAAAUUGUACUCGCGAAGAUUAAUAUGGUGUCAUUUACUCGUGCUCAUCACGACUGCUGUUGAUGUCCAAGCCUACACACUGUGUAUUCUAUCUCUCUCUCUGACGGUGAGACAUGUAAAGGCACAGUUCACACAAAACUGUCUUCUGUCGAACACGGAAGAUAUUCAGAAUAUCUCAUUUUUCGUUUGACACGGCUUCAGCGAGUUAAUAAAGAGGAAAUGUUCGAGAAAAA
Molecule: messenger RNA, 2939 nt
Organism: Danio rerio (zebrafish)
Lineage: Eukaryota; Metazoa; Chordata; Actinopteri; Cypriniformes; Danionidae
Product: zgc:171422
Cellular component (GO): nucleus
Source: RefSeq, marked predicted